Molecule: messenger RNA, 2442 nt
Organism: Chiloscyllium plagiosum (whitespotted bambooshark)
Lineage: Eukaryota; Metazoa; Chordata; Chondrichthyes; Orectolobiformes; Hemiscylliidae
Source: RefSeq, a predicted model, not a curated record
CAUGCCCCGAUGCUGAACAUUGAACUUUACUGCAAAGGCACUGAGGAUGAUCCCUGGAAAUGUGAGGUGAAACCUUUGACUCACAGAAACUGCUCGGCAGAGAAAGAAGCAGCUGGUGUUGUUUGUUCAGAACACAGAGAGCCAAGACUGGUUGGUGGAACGGAUGGAUGCUCUGGAAGAUUGGAGAUACAGAAAGGGAAUACUUGGGGCACAGUGUGUGAUUCACAUUGGGAUUCACAAGACGCUCGUGUGGUUUGUGCUUCCUUAAAAUGUGGCGAAGUGAUAGCAGUGCUCAGAGAGUCUCCGUUUGGAGAGGGCAGUGGUCCUGUGUGGCAGGAUAUCUAUGAAUGCCAGGGGAAUGAGACCAUUUUCUGGGACUGCCCGAUGAGACCAAACAAUCAAAAGAAUUGCACACACAGACAUGACGUCAGUAUCAUUUGCUCUGGUCAAAAGGGACCACGAUUAGUUGGUGGUAAUGAUACCUGCUCAGGACGACUGGAGAUACUGCUGGGUGACACCUGGGGCACAGUCUGCGAUACCGACUGGGAUUUACAGGAUGCAGCUGUUGUCUGCAAUCAACUCGGUUGUGGAGCCGCAAUAGCAGCACCAGGAGGUGCAUAUUUUGGAGAGGGAACUGGGCAGAUAUGGAACGAUAUCUACGAAUGUAUCGGCAAUGAAAUGCACUUGCGUGACUGCCCGGUUUCAUCCUCGGGACACCAAAAGUGCUCACACGGCAAUGGUGCUGGGGUCAUCUGUUCUGGUAGAUAUUGGCAGAUACGACUGGCCAAUGGGGAGACCAUUUGUGAUGGCCGAGUCGAGGUUUAUUAUCGCGGCACUUGGGGGAGAGUGACUGACACUCAGUGGAAUUUCAAGGAUGCAGCUGUGGUUUGCAGACAACUGAAUUGUGGCUCUGCAAUUAACAUUUACAACCACUCGAAGUUUGGCAAAGGCACAGGUCCAUCCUUGAUCAACAAUGUCAAAUGCAAUGGCAAUGAACCCUUCCUAUGGAAUUGCAGUUUUACACAAAUGAAACAGUUGUCUGUUGCUGAUGACGUGGGUGUGGUUUGCACUGAUCAUAUUCAGAUAAGAUUGAUGGAUGGUGGAAGUCGCUGUGCUGGAAGGGUGGAGCUUUAUUUCAGUGGAACCUGGGGAACUGUGUGUGAUGACUCCUGGGAUUUAGCAGAUGCCCAAGUUGUCUGUAACCAGCUGAAGUGCGGACAGGCUUUAAAUGCAACGAUUUCCGGUUGGUUUGGUCCAAGCUUGGGGCCUAUUUGGUUAGACAAUGUGAAGUGUGGAGCGAAUGAUUCUCUCCUGUGGGAAUGUCUGCCAGGCCGGUGGAGUGAGAACGACUGCAACCAUAAAGAGGAUGCUGGAGUUAUCUGCUCAGAGCACAGGGCUCUGAGGCUGCAGGAUGGAGCGAAUCCCUGUCAGGGCAGAGUCGAGAUUUUCUAUAAUGGAACCUGGGGGAGUGUUUGUUUCGAUUCCUUUGGAAUAAAGGAAGCGGACGUUGUUUGUCAACAACUCGGAUGUGGCUCUGCCCAAGCUGUGGAUCGUGAUGUUACAUUUGGAAGUGGUUCUGGACAGAUCUGGCUCGACGAUGUGAGCUGUCGUUCGUCUGACACAGUCCUGUGGGAAUGUCUAUCUUCACCAUGGGGUGAAAAUAACUGUAAUCACCAGGAGGAUGUCGGAGUUAUUUGUUCAGAACUAAAUCCUGGGAAAAUGCACAAUGAUAUGGACAGGAGGAAAAGUAACAUGGAACCACUUUUGGAAGAUUUUGAGCUGCGGCUGGCUGCGGGAUCGAACAACUGUUCGGGAAGAGUUGAAAUAUUUUUCAGUGGGACAUGGGGAACGGUUUGUGAUGAUUCCUGGGACAGGCAUGAUGCCGCUGUUGUUUGCAGACAAUUAAAUUGCGGCGAGCCGGUCUGGGCUGUGGGAGAGAAGCUAUUGGACCAAGCAAACGGCACAAUUUGGAUGGACGAGGUUCAGUGCAAGGGAAGUGAACUCUUCCUGUGGGACUGCCAAUUGUCAGCAAUGGGAGAUCAUGACUGUGACCACAAGGAGGACGUCAACGUGAUCUGUUCUGGCCAUCAGAAACACAGAGCACUCUUCAACCAGGAGAGACCCUCUAUUUUCAUUAUCCCUUGUAUAUUUGUUGUCCUUUUGAUUGCUGUUUCACUUGCUUUGGCUGCAGAAUUGCCGAGAAGCUUCCAGAAAGCUAACAGAAACAGACAAUAUCAUACCACUGGAUUUCCUGAUCCCAUUUAUGAAGAGAUUGAGGUUCAGGAGCUUGGAACAAGCACAGGUUUGAACUCUAUCAGUUCACUAAACAAAUUGGAAUAUUAUACAGACAAUGAGUUACAUGAAUAUGAAGCUGCAAAUGUGGAAGAUUCACUUACUCUUUAUGAUAUUGAACUUGGAAGACAACAUGAUGAUGUUCAAUAA